This is a messenger RNA of Vicia villosa (hairy vetch), 888 nucleotides long. RefSeq lists its product as uncharacterized. Lineage: Eukaryota; Viridiplantae; Streptophyta; Magnoliopsida; Fabales; Fabaceae. The record is from RefSeq and is a predicted model, not a curated record. The transcript has 2 exons. Bases 43 to 768 code for a protein of 241 amino acids.
UCAACUCCAAAAAACCGGUUCUCUAAGAAAUGUAUCCCAAAUAUGGCAUCUUCUUCUUCUGCCACAGCUAGAGUGACCCUCAAACUUCUUAUUGACACCAAAAAUCAAAAAGUUCUGUUCGCUGAAGCAUCUAAAAAUGUCAUUGAUUUUCUCUUCAACUUGCUCCGCUUACCUGUUGGAACAGUUGUGAAACUACUAACCAAGAACGGCAUGGUUGGUAGCAUAGGAAAUCUCUACGACAGUGUUGAAAACAUGAGCGAAAAUUACAUGCAACUUGGCCAAACAAAGGACGUUCUUUUGAAUCCAAGAGCUCCCAUAACUUCAACUGAAAUCUCUGGCCUUCUUCCCGCAAAUGAUGCAGACUCUAACAAUAAUGUUGAAUCUGGAGGGACAUUUUUGUUUUACAAAUGCCCAAGUAACUGUACUUUUGAUGUCACAUGUGAUAGCACAACUCCUUGCUCUAAGUGCAAGCGAGCUAUGAACAGUCUCACGCGCUAUGUUGGAAAGAAAGUUGUUGAUGACAAUGUUUCUAUUCAAAAUGGUUUUGUGAAAGAUGUUAUAACGUUUAUGGUGAUGGAUGAUUUGGUCAUUCAACCAAUGUCAACAAUAUCUAGUAUCACAUUGCUUAACAAGUUUAAUAUCAGAGAGGUUGGUACAUUGCAGGAGAAGGUUGUUGAGAUGGGAAUGGAUGAGGGAAUCAAGUUGCUCAAAGCAUCUCUUCAAUCCAAAAUGGUCUUGACAAGUGUGUUCCUCAAAAAAGAGAUUUGAUGAAGGAUUAAUUUGGCUUAAGGUUUUAGUUUGAAUUUUAAAUUUUUAAGAGGAUAUCAAGGCAUUUAUAUAUAUUUCUGAUUUCUGAUUUUGCUUGAUGUAUUUCAAAGUUGUUUUGCU